Molecule: messenger RNA, 1905 nt
Organism: Cynocephalus volans (Philippine flying lemur)
Lineage: Eukaryota; Metazoa; Chordata; Mammalia; Dermoptera; Cynocephalidae
Product: zinc finger protein 677-like
Exons: 4
Coding region: 141-1610 (489 amino acids)
Biological process (GO): regulation of transcription by RNA polymerase II
Molecular function (GO): DNA-binding transcription factor activity, RNA polymerase II-specific; RNA polymerase II cis-regulatory region sequence-specific DNA binding
Source: RefSeq, a predicted model, not a curated record
UACCUCCUCCUCCAUACCCAGGUCUGGGGGUCUCAGCGGAGGUUAAAGUCCCCGCACCCGUGCAUGCUGUCCGUGGAUUGAAGUCUCAAGACUCAUCUUGCCUUAGGAAGAGGCCCAGAGAGGGAAAAAGAGGCAGGAACAUGGAGUCAAGAGUGACACUUUCUCAGGGACUGUUGACAUUCAGGGAUGUGGCCAUAGAAUUCUCUCAGGAUGAGUGGAAAUGCCUGGACCCAGCUCAAAAAGCUUUAUACAGGGAUGUGAUGUUGGAGAACUACAGGAACCUGGUCUCCCUGGAUAUUUCUACUAGAUGUGUGACCAAGGAAUUAUCAGUAAAAGAGGACAUUAAUAAAGGAGACCUAUCCCAAGCAUUGAUUUUGGAAAGACAUGAAGGCCAUGAUAUUGAUGAUUUUUAUUUUAGUGAAGUCCAACAAAAUAUACACAAGUUUGAGAGUCAGUGGACAUGUGAAGAAAGAAAUUACAAUGGGGUUACUGAAUCCAGUAACGAAAAUCUCCCUGGUAGAAGAGAUCAACAGUAUAGCAAAUCCUGGAAUAAUUUUUCUCUAAAGCAAAAUGUUUUUGUAAGAAGUGCAUAUCAGUAUUAUAAACAUGACAAUUCAUGUAUAAGGAAUAAGGAACUAAAAGAUAACCUAGGCUAUGCAGGAAGCAAGUGUAGGAAAUACUUAGAAAAUAGGCUUGUAUUACACUUUCAGUCACAUAUGGCUGAAAUACAGAGAUUUCAAAUGGAAGAGAAAAUAUAUGAAUGUAAUCAAGCUGAGAAAUCUAUUAAAUAUCAUUCUUCAGUUUCACCACUUCAAAGAAUUUGUCCUAGUUUCAAAAGCAACAUUCAUAAUAAAUACGGGAGUAUUGUUAUGCACCCUUCUUUGCUUACAGAACACCAAAAACCACAUGUUAGAGAAAAGCCUUACAAGUGUAGUGACUGUGGGAAGGCCUUUAGUCAGUGCUCAGUCUUAGCUAAUCAUCAAAUAAUUCAUUCUGAACAGAGACCUUAUAAAUGUAAUGAGUGUGGCAAGACUUUUAACAGGUUCUCAAACCUCACAAGGCAUCAAAGAAUCCAUACUGGAGAGAAACCAUAUAAGUGUACUGUAUGUGGUAAGGAUUUUAUGAUGCGUUCACACCUUUGGGGUCAUGAGAGAAUUCAUACAGGAGAGAAACCUUUCAAAUGCAAUGAAUGUGGCAAAGCCUUUUCUGAGCGUUCAAACCUUACUCAACAUAAGAGGAUACAUACUGGAGAGAAACCUUACAAAUGUAGUGAAUGUGGAAAAGAUUUUACCACACGUUCACACCUUUGGGGUCAUGAGAGAAUUCAUACAGGAGAGAAACCAUACAAAUGUAAUGAGUGUGGAAAAGGCUUUACUGGGAGUUCAAAUCUUACUCAACAUAAGAAAAUUCAUACUGGUGAGAAACCAUAUAAAUGCAAUAUAUGUGGCAAGGCGUUUAGUCAAAAUUCAAGUCUUAUAGUUCAUCUGAGAAUUCAUACUGGGGAGAAACCUUACAAAUGUAAUGAAUGUGGCAAAACCUUUAAGCAGUACUCUAGUCUCAAUAGACAUCAGAAUAUACAUCUUAGCAUGAAAACACAAACAUAUGUAUAGUAAGGCUUUUAUCGGAUGUUCACAUCUUUUGAAUAAUGAGAUUAAAUAUUCAUACUGAAGAGAAACCUUAUAAACGUAGCAAGGCCUUUAGACAAUGGCCUGGCCUAAGAGUUCACCAAAGAAUUUGUAAUGGAGAGAAGGCUUACAAACUUAAUUACUGUGGUAAGUUGUUUAGACAGGUUUCACAAUGAACUAUGUAUUAGAGAAUUCAUACUAGGGAGAAUUAAGUCCGUUCCUUUUCAAAGAUUAAUCAAAUCAGAUGUUACACUCUGUAAUCAAAAGUGAGACGUCUGUC